UUUACAUUUUUGAAAUUUGAACAGGCUUAGGACUUUAACAACUAGAUAGCAUCAGAAGGUUAUUUGUUGUUUAUGCUAACCGCUGUUUACCUGGCCAGAAGGUAAAGUAGCAUCCUUGUUCUCACUGAGCCAGAAGGUUUUUGGACUUUUUCUACAGACUUGGAUCCUCUUAGCAAGUUAAAUGUUUUAGAUAAAGAAAAACACCACAUGGGCUUUGUGUGGUGUUCGAGUGAGCUUCGGCACACUUCUGGUGAGUGUGCCGCCAAGGAGGCAUUUACAAAUAAAUGAAAAAUUUCAGAACAUUGUUCCCCUUAACAAUGUUCAGUUUUUUUCUUAAAAACUGAACAUGGAUUCUGAUUUGAAGCAUUAAAUACUGAAUUAGCUGUGAGCUAAAGUAAGUGUAGCAUGUCUAGGUUAACUGUUGAAAUAACUGCUUCUUUAUGUUUAUGUCACAACUUGCUUUGCAGAAACAUGAAAAUACAAUGUAAGUUUUUAACAAAUCUGUACAAAUAUAAAAUGUGUUAAAUCUCUUCUCUUUAACAAAUAUUUGGUUUGGUUUAUUUUAUGUUGCUAAGAAUUGGUAAAAGUGUACAUGAUGAAAACUAUGACUUGAUGUUUCCCAGAGGUCACAGUAAGUCUGCUUUAUGCUCACUGUUCACUAACUUGGUAUUUUUUACUCCAGUUCCCCUCUGUUAGCUCCAUCCUCUGCACCUGUUCAUAUUUUGAGCAGGUGAUGCAUAUCGCGAUUCUUUCCCCGAACCCUCCCGAGGCUCUGAGCUCUAAAAUCCCUUUGACAAAAGCAUUUGUAAGCAUCAAAGUCUCUCCGACAAAAUAAACCCAGAAAGAAUGUUUUAUCAGCGCACCAAAGAGGGUUAGUGUAGUUUUUCACGGGGUUAACCAUCUCCAAAUGGUCGGGGUGGCAGAUUAGAAGUGAAGGGCGUGCUCCUGGGCGAGAGAGGGGAGAGUGGAUGAGAGAGCGGCCCUAAUGCGGCAUCUCAUUACAACCUCUGUCAGGAUCCCUCUAUUCUACCAUCAUCUCCCCUUAACUUGGUAAAAGCCCAACUGUCGCUUCGAGUGAGUGUGCCGCCAAGGAGGCAUUUACAAAUAAAUGAAAAAUGUCAGACUUGAUUUCACUCCUCUCGGACUGCGGCGCCUCAGCUUUGUCACAAACUGUCUUUGUUGUUCUGGUCUCUUGCAGGUCCACCUCCUGGUCGCCGUGGAUAGGUUCUGGCAGGUUCAGGCCCUCUGUUUUUCUCCCAGGACCCUUGGAAUCAGAAGAUUAAGAUCCAGCACAUGAGUUGUGACUUCAUGGCCUACAGGAAGGUGUGUGAUGCCCAGGCAGGGCCACUGGAUGGAGAGGUUCUGCGCUGCUCUGGAUCCCUGGAACUUGACUGGGACCUGGACAAGGAGGAACUGCAGGAAGCAGGGCCAAGCAGCGAGCGCACGCAGAUGCAGCAUGGCGACUGCCAGAGAUCAGGUUGCUCAGACCCUGGCCCUGACCCUGACCCUGAGUUCAUAGAACCCAUCCAGAAUUCCGUCUCAGUUUCGCCUCAUGGACGCUUUGAAAGACUCCAAGAGGAUCCCAACUACAUCUCUCACUUCACCAGGACGACUGGCCACAAAGGUCAAAGGCGACUUCACUGUUUCAUAGUCAGAUAUGUCCUUGCCGGGGUGGGAAUUUUUGUCCUUGGUAUUCUCGUUGGCUGGUUCAUCCACACUUCUUCGAAACGUCCAACUGCUUCUCCACCUGAAAGCUUGGACCUGCUUGAAGAGCUGCUCAGAGGAAUCAAAGCUGACAAGAUAGAUGCUCUCCAAAAGUCUUUCUCCAGUCUGGCAGGUGACAGUGAGGAGUCCAGGGCCAGGUACCUGUACAGGCAGUGGGUCGGACUUGGCCUGACUGAUGUCCAGCUGUACAAUCACACGGUUCUGCUCAGCUUGCCUGGCUCCACUCCAAACACCAUCACCGACAGAUCCAGCCACCAGUGUUUUCUUCCCCAUGGGGCCCCGUGUGACCAGCGGGGGCCCACUGACCUGCUGAAGCAGCAGUUCUCCUACGCAGCCUACUCUGCAGUAGGCAGCAUUCAGGGAGAGGUGGUGGAUGUCCAGUAUGCCAGUGUGGAAGACUUGAGAAGAGCCAAAGACUCCCUGAACCUCACUAACCAGAUUGCUGUGGUCAAGCUUGGUCAAGCACCCUUAUUAUAUAAGCUGUCUCUGUUAUCUGACUUUGGUUUUCGAGGCGUUCUUCUCUACAUCGAUCCCUGUGACGCUCCGCCUGGCCGAAACAUCUGGCACGAAGCUUUCAGAGUCACUUUAAAUCCUGGAGGAAACCCUUCCUUUGCUGGGUCUGGAGGGAGUCUCACAUCCCUGCUGGUUCAGCCCAUCUCCGCCUUCCUUGCCAAGACUUUAUUGUCACCGCCAUCAGUGGAACAGGGAGCAGAUGCCUGCACUCUUUUAUCCAUGCCUCCCAACACAGAGCGAAAGAAGAUUACUGUGACCAUUGGAAACCAGAUGUCCUACAAGAAGAUUUACAACGUUGUUGGAUACCUGAAAGGAAGAAAAAACCCAGAUCGCCACGUUCUGGUUGGCAGUCGUCAUGACAGCGACCAGGGAGGUGGAACUUCGGCCAUUAUGACUCAACUCAUCGCAGCACUAACAGAGCAGACCAAACAGGGAUGGGUGCCGGACCGUACCACUGUGUUCUGCUCAUGGGGAGGCACAGCCCUGGGGAACAUUGGGUCCUACGAGUGGGGAAAGGAUAACAGUGUUGUCCUUCAGAGCAGUGCUGUGGCCUACGUGAGUCUGAACUCUCCAGUUCAAGGGACUGAGACACUUCAAGCUACAGCAUCUCCAACUCUGCUGCAACUGACCUCCGAUAUACAAAGGAGACAGUUGCUGAGUUGCAUCCGUGGAGGAAACUGUCCUGGGCCCAACGUGAGCUCCUUUCAGCUGCCUGGAGAUGUGAGUUUCUUUGCCAACGAGCUGGCUGUUCCUACCGUGGAAUUCGCCUUUGAGCAGACCAAAGCAGAGAGCACAGAGACCACCGGUUUCCUGUCAGAGGCCCAAUUCUCUGCAGAGUCGCCAGAAAAACUCGACCCAUUGUUCAAGUUCCACGAAACCAUUGCAAAGAUGACAGCCGAAGCCAUUCUGCGCCUGGUCAGUGACCCUGUGCUGCCUUUCUACCCUCUGGACAUUGUGUUGGAUGUUCAAAACAAACUUAAAGAUAAGAAUGUGGUAUCGCCUCCCCUGCUGUCCUCAGCCUCCGCUCUCAGAGACCACGCGGCGUUCUUCCAGUCCGAAGCCAUGCGCCCAGCGAAUGACCCCAAAGAGCGUGACCCCUCCCACGUACGCAUGCUGAACGAUGUGCUCCGUGAUCUGGAAAAAAGCUUCAUCAUGCCACAAACGCCGGCCGGAGUGUUCAGAAAUUUACUUUACAGCCUUCCAGGAAAAACUCCCCAGUUCUCCAUCCUCAAGUUCUCCCCGGAUGUGGUUCUGCAUUGCAGCGUGACGAGCAAGGUGGCCAAGCACUACUCUCCAAACAAGGACGCCUUCUGCACCAGCGCCAAGAACCAGUCUCUGUCUCUGAUCCUGAGGGCGCUGCGCUCGGCCGAGAGGCUAGUUGGCUUUGGGCUGGACCUGUUCCAGAAUUACCCGGGCGCCACCAAAUGAUUCUGAUGCAGAUAUAAAGAGUGCCUCCUCUACCAAUCUCAAAAAUCACUCUGCGGUUCAAGAAAGAAUGAAAUUUACAGUUUCAGCUACUUUUUUUUAAUCCAAAUCAUGCAAAAACAGAAUUUAAAAUAUGUAUGAAUGUAUCAACUCUAACUUGUUGCACACCUGCUAUUUGAUAUGCAAAUGAUAUGGAAAAGUGGGUCUGCUUAAAUUGCACUAAUCUGUCUUCCAAUGAGUUUGAACCAAAAGGUGAAUGGUUAUUUUCUAAAUUUUAUGUUACUUUAUCUGAUUUUCCUCUUAACACUUGCUCCACUUGAUGUGGAAGUUUCUUUCCUUUUCACUAAACAAAUUCCGGCACUAAAUGUAAAAAGAAAAUGAAAGUAGCACUUCAGAAUCAAUGUUAGGUUGAAAAGAAAACCAGAUGUCAGUGUUUAAAAGCAAAGAAAAUGGAAGAGUAUUUGAGUUUCUCUUUAAAGUGUAGCCUUGGUGAAUGAACAGAAUAUAUUUAACACUUUAAUCCCUUUGAGCACUUGAAGUGUGUUAGACUGUUCACCAAUAAAACACCAGGAAGUCACUUGGUUUCUGAAGUUGCUUUAGGAAAUCCCAACUCUCUCCAAAUAGAUGAUAGUCUGCAUUUGAAGUGAAAUACAAUUCAGGUUGGAAAAUAAAUCUUUUUUUUUUUUUUUGUAAAAGUCUACCAAUCUGUUAAUGCGAAGAACAAAAGCCAUCCUAGUUUCAGUAAAGAUCACUAUGAGCUAAUCCAUAUUUAUUGUCAAUAUAGUUAUUUUAAUCUCAACCACAGUAUGUGACUUUUCUGUGUUAAUUGAUCAUCAGAAAUCCUGUAAAAAGGAUUUUCCAGAUUUUAUUUUAAAAAGAUUUAACAGGCCUUUAAGUUUUGUUGUAGUUAGGCAUGAUUUUUUUUGCUAGUUUUUGUGCAAACCAUCUAGUAAAGUAACUUAAUGCUAUGAAAAGAAUAAUAUAUAUUUUAACGUAUUUUCAAGUACAGUUUCAAGGCAUGAUGAUUGUUCUAGUCUCUUAUAUUUUAUGAUGGUUUUCUUAGCAUUAAUUAGUUGUAUUUAUGUGAAUGUAUUUCAGGACGCCAGCUGGAAAAUACACAAAAACGCUUUCUAGGUUUUCUAGGAAGAAUUUCUUUGAUUGAUGUAUUUCCUGGUUUUUUGUGUUUCUAUAGCCAUUAUGAUGUGUUAAAAAGUUUUGAUUUUUAAGUCUUUGCAUAUAUUGUCUUUUUUUAAUAGAUGUGCAUACAUUUUUAAGAACGUUUGAUAAAGAACAUUUUGUAAGUUAGACUGAUUAUUGGUAUGUAACUACCAAACUUUUAAAUGCAGAAAUUUACAGUAAUGAAACAAAAAAAAUCUUGUCAGGGAUAUAAAAAAAAAAAGCUUGUGUGCCUUUAAUAAGGAGC
Xiphophorus couchianus (Monterrey platyfish) is the source of this 5086-nucleotide messenger RNA. RefSeq names its product N-acetylated alpha-linked acidic dipeptidase like 2 (gene naaladl2). Lineage: Eukaryota; Metazoa; Chordata; Actinopteri; Cyprinodontiformes; Poeciliidae. The coding region runs from base 1294 to 3666 and encodes 790 amino acids. The record is from RefSeq and is a predicted model, not a curated record. The transcript has 17 exons.